Molecule: messenger RNA, 996 nt
Organism: Diplodia corticola
Lineage: Eukaryota; Fungi; Ascomycota; Dothideomycetes; Botryosphaeriales; Botryosphaeriaceae
Product: amino acid transporter
Exons: 4
Coding region: 1-996 (331 amino acids)
Molecular function (GO): oxidoreductase activity
Source: RefSeq, a predicted model, not a curated record
AUGGGCAUUCUCAAGUGGACAGUCGUCACUCUUUUUGCGUCCGCCAUUGACUUGGCCGCCGGUUCUCCGCUGGCAAAGCGUAAUGGAACAUGUACCACCAAAAACCAGCGCAAAUCAUGGAACAAUCUCAGUGAUAGCGAGAAAGCGGCGUACAUUGACGCUGAGCUUUGCCUGAUGUCGUCUCCGACAAAGCUCGACAUUGAAGGCGCCCAGAACAGAUGGGACGAGCUGAUGUAUAGCCACAUCGUCCAGUCCAACAUCAUCCACGACGUGGGCGCCUUCCUCCCCUGGCACCGGCUCUACAUGCGCGCCCACGAGCUCCUCCUCCAAACCGAAUGCAACUACACGGGCGCGCAGCCGUACUGGGAAGAAUCCCUCGACGUCACCUCGCUCAACACGUCCUCCGUCUUCGACCCGGCCACGGGCUUCGGCGGCGACGGCGCGGGCGACUCGGGCUGCGUGGCCGACGGCCCGUUCGCGAACCUCACGCUGCACAUCAACCAGACGUCGAGCGCCGCCAACUACUGCCUCGCCCGCAGCCUCGACAGCGCCAACUUCCAGAAGGCGAACACGACUUACAUCGACGCCUGCUACGCGUCCGCCGACUACGACGAGGCCUUCCUGUGCUACAAGAGCAGCCCGCACACCGCGGGGCACGCCGGCGUCGGCGGCACCAUGCUGGAUGUCGUGUCCAGCCCCGGCGACCCCCUGUUCUUCCUCCACCACACCAACCUCGACCGCCUGUGGUGGCUGUGGCAGAGCGCGAACCUGACGGCUCGCCUCACCGACAUGACCGGACGGAACGUCCCGCUCACGACUUACCUGGAGCAGAACGAUUUCGAGUACCCCGGUGCCGAUAUCCUCAACUACGAUGGCGACCCAGCCAAUGUCACUACCUUGAACCACAACCUCUGGAUGGUGGGCAUCAUUCCGAAUGCGACCAUUGCCGAGGUCAUGGAUUUGGGGGGCGACUUGAUUUGUGCCGAGUAUGUUUGA